Morus notabilis is the source of this 2270-nucleotide messenger RNA. Its product is annotated as beta-amylase 1, chloroplastic. Gene Ontology annotation, biological process: polysaccharide catabolic process. The transcript is spliced from 4 exons. Gene Ontology annotation, molecular function: beta-amylase activity. Lineage: Eukaryota; Viridiplantae; Streptophyta; Magnoliopsida; Rosales; Moraceae. Bases 191 to 2005 code for a protein of 604 amino acids. The record is from RefSeq and is a predicted model, not a curated record.
UCCAGUUUGAAAGCCAAAUAGCAUUAUUUCUUCUAGAGAAAUUAGAAAUAAAUAAAAAAAAUAAACGGAGUCUGCAUCUCUGCGGGGACUUUUGAAAACACAAACAAGAAAGGGUGUUUCGCUUUUCGCGUUUCCAUCCGAGUUUUGAGUUUCUGAGUUUCGAGAAGAUAGGAGGAAACCAUCCUCAAAGAUGGCGUUGAACAUUACUCACCAAGUAGCAACGCUCGCCGGGACCACGAUUCCGGGGGAAUCGGGCAUAUCUUCCCGUGAAUCGACGACGACGACGAUGUCCGCAUCGGCGGUUUGGAAAUCACCGGCGGCGACAAGCCGGAGAUGCAGGGUUCAGAAGUCGGACUUUGGCGACGGCAGAUCGUCGGUGUCGCCGCCGCUGAGUCCGUGCAGGUCUCGUCCUCUGAGCCCCUGCCGAUCUCCGUCUCCGGUGAGCCCGCACGUUUCGCCGCCGCUCGGAGGGAUCCGCCCGGAUCUGUCGGCUGCAUGCCUGGCGUUUGGGACGGAGCUGGAGGCUCCGACGGAGGAAUUGGCGUCGGCGAGCGAGCACAGAGAGGUGCGGGCACGUGUUAAGGGGAGUGGAGUGCCGGUAUACGUGAUGAUGCCUCUGAACAGCGUGAUGAUGAACCACACGGUGCAUAAGAGGAAGGCGAUGGAGAUGAGUCUAAGGGCGCUGAAGAGCGCCGGCGUGGAGGGCAUAAUGCUGGACGUGUGGUGGGGUCUGGUGGAAGGCGACGCGCCGGGCGCCUACAAUUGGGGCGGAUACAAAGAGCUCAUGGAGAUGGCUAAGAAUCUCGGCCUCAAAGUUCAAGCCGUCAUGUCGUUUCAUCAGUGCGGUGGCAACGUCGGUGACGAUGUAUUUAUUCCUUUGCCAAAGUGGGUGGUGGAAGAGAUAGAUAAAGAUCAAGACCUGGCGUACACGGAUCAAUGGGGAAGGAGGAAUUACGAGUACGUCUCGCUUGGCGCCGACACCAUCCCUGCCCUCAAGGGCCGUACGCCUGUCCAGUGUUACGCCGACUUCAUGCGUGCCUUCAGAGAUAACUUCAAACACCUUCUUGGCAACACCAUUGUGGAAAUCCAAGUGGGAAUGGGUCCAGCAGGUGAGCUUCGUUACCCUUCAUACCCGCAGCAAAAUGAUCUUUGGAAGUACCCGGGGAUUGGCUGCUUCCAAUGCUUUGACAAGUACAUGAUUAGCAGCUUGAAAGCUGUUGCGGAGGCUGCUGGAAAGCCGGAAUGGGGAAGCAGUGGCCCAACUGAUGCGGGUGAUUACAAAAAUUGGCCUGAAGAUGCCCCAUUUUUCAAGAAGGAAGGUGGAGGUUGGAACAGCCCCUAUGGUGAAUUCUUCUUGACAUGGUACUCUCAGAUGCUUAUCGGCCAUGGCGAGAGAAUCCUCACCUCGGCCAAGUCCGUGUUUGAGAACACGGGUGUCAAGAUCUCGGUUAAGAUCGCCGGCAUCCACUGGCAUUAUGGGACCCGCUCCCACGCCCCGGAGCUCACUGCAGGCUACUACAACACCCGUUCCCGAGACGGGUACCUCCCGAUCGCCCAGAUGUUGUCCCGCCAUGGUGCCGUAUUCAACUUCACCUGCAUCGAAAUGCGUGACUACGAGCAGCAGGGGGAUUAUCCUGGUGCGCUUUGCUCACCGGAGAACCUUGUUAGGCAAGUUGCCUUGGCGACAAAAAAGGCGCAGGUUCCCCUCGCUGGAGAAAACGCAUUGGAACGAUAUGACAAGGAUGCGUACGAGCAGAUCCUGCAGGCGUCGUCCUUGAACUUUGAGGGUGCGUCCGGAGAGGAAGAAAUGUGUGCCUUCACUUACUUGAGGAUGAAUAAAGAGUUGUUUAAAGAAGAAAACAUUCUGCGCUUCAUGGCUUUCGUGAAGAAGAUGAAAGAAGGGAAAGGUGCAAACAAGUGUUUGGAAGAGGUGGAGAGGGAAGCAGAGCAUUUCGUGCAUGUUAAUGUGCCUUUGAUGCAAGAGGCUGCUGCUCUCAUGCAGUAACCAUGGUGUGUGUAUAGUACUAUUAGGCAGCUUGUUUUACACGUCUUUUUUAUCUUUUAUGAUCAUCCAAAGGCAAUAAUUUGUUAUUUGUGUACCUAAAAAAAUUUCCCUGAUUUCUUUCGGCAGCUCUUUUAAUUAUGCUGCGGCUUAGAGAUGGGGAUCCGAAGACCUGUAAUUUCAACACUAGUAGAUACUUUUUUCUGUAUCACUUUCUUAAUGGAUUACGCGUUGAAUUGUGUGAUAAUAGAAAAUAAUAAUAUAUCUA